Molecule: messenger RNA, 785 nt
Organism: Heteronotia binoei (common prickly gecko)
Lineage: Eukaryota; Metazoa; Chordata; Lepidosauria; Squamata; Gekkonidae
Gene: ATP5MF
Product: ATP synthase membrane subunit f
Exons: 4
Coding region: 358-627 (89 amino acids)
Biological process (GO): proton motive force-driven mitochondrial ATP synthesis
Molecular function (GO): proton-transporting ATP synthase activity, rotational mechanism
Source: RefSeq, a predicted model, not a curated record
ACAAGCAAACACGCCUAACCUAAAACACCUGCAUUGCACCUCAUGAAACGGGCUCCUGACCACAAAAACUUGUGCAGGAACACAAAUCACGCUAGCCUUUAAAACUCCCAUCCCAGAAUCGCCUUUCUUGUGGCUUUAAAUCCCCAUUCCCGCUCCAAUCAGCUGCACUCAUCAUAGCGCCCCAAACGGGUUGCCCUCGUUCCCAUGAGCCUCUAGGGGCAGCCGCUCUUUCCCCCAGAAGCCCUUGCGAGCGCAGAACCCAAUGCGUUGCCCUCCUUCCCGUGAGCCUCUAGGCGCAGCCGCCCUUUCCCCCAGAAGCCUUUGCGAGUCAAGGCGGCUGUUCUUGACAGCAGCAAGAUGGCGGACCGACCCGUUCCUGUUAAAGACUUGAGGCUUAUGGAUGUCAAGCUGGGUCAGCUCCCGGCAUGGUUUGCAUCAGGAGAUUACACCCCUCUGGGGAUUUACAGAGGUUAUCGAAGAGGUUACGACCGCUUUUACAAGAAGUAUAUUGAUGUGAAGAAAGGCGGCAUUGGGGGCCUAGCGAUGGUGCUAACGGGCUACGUGAUUAUCAGCUAUAUCUGGAGCUAUGACCAUAUUAAGCAUGACCGCUGGAGGAAAUAUCACUGAAGCUGACUGCUCCGAAGAACAGAGGCAGCGCCUGACUAGCAGGGGGAAGAGGCGAGAUCCCCUCCGUUGAAGGCUCCUGGCCCUUAAAUGCUGAAUUCUCUUCCAGCACGAGCAAGUCUAUCGUGACCAAUAAUAAACCAUUGUUAAGUUUACUGUAA